UUUAGUGUUUCUGUAAUCAUUAAAAUGAUGAAGGUCAUCGUAGCGGGUCUACCUAAAACGGGUACCAAAUCUAUGACCAUGGCUUUGAGAAAGUUGGGCUAUACCGUGUACGAUUACAUGGAAAACUUGUAUUACUUGGAAGGAGAAUGGGAACUAAUUUUUAAAGGUAUGGUGUCAAAAGAACUAUUUCACAAGAUGUAUGACAAACUAGACGCCGUCGUCGAUAUACCAGCAUGUUAUUUCUGGGAAGACAUUCACAAAGCUUUUCCAGAUAGUAAGGUUAUCCUCACGGUGAGAGAUUCUGAAGAACUCUGGCUAAAAAGUUUGCUUUAUCACAUGCAAAGAUUGGAUGGACUUAUUCUCGUCAGAAUCAUGCAAUUUCUGGAAAUUUUAACAAACCGGCAAACAGCAAUUUUAUUUAGCUUAUCAUGGAAAUAUACUUUGGGAAUUGAAAGAACUGUGUGGCGGAGGCGAAGCUUUCUGGACGAAGAUAUGUUGCUGAUGAAAUACAGAAAUCACAACUCUCGAGUUAUACAAAAUGUAUCUACGAAUAAAUUGUUGGUUUUCAACUGCAAAGAUGGUUGGGAUCCUUUGUGCAAGUUUCUCGAAAAACAAGUUCCUGACGAACCUUUUCCACACGUCAAUAUACAUUCAGAUAUAAUGGACACUGCACCAAGACUGCCACUCGCUAGACAAUAUCAAAAAGAGGUGGCCUGUUCUGCACUCCUACUUUUCUUGAAAUACUCUAUAUUAAUUUAUAUAGUUUAUUGCAUAAUCUCAUUUUUUACGUCUUUUAUAUGAGUUAAACCCAGCGCUGGAUUAACCAUUAAGCAAUAUAAGCACGUGCUUAGGCCACCAAGCAUAAAGGGGCACUUUAUAGUAAAAUAUUACGAGUUGGUCAGACGACUCAGACUUUAAAAUGUUCGUAUACUUUUUCUCUUCAAGUAGCAUAUUAAGCUUCUCUAUUAAUGUUUUUGGGUUUUGGAACUAUCUCCAAAAAAUCAUGUAAAAUAAUCAUAGCUUGGCCAUUUAACACUGAAAUUUAAUUAUUGGGCACGAAAUUGACCUAUGGGUCGUUUUGUUAAAUUGUUGUUGCUGUUCUUCUUAGUAUUCUCCUUGUUGUUGCAUUUUUGUUUUGAAAAAAUCUCUUUCCUCUUUAAUUUCUGACCAAUUGCUUUUUGGUAAAGAUUGUUGCUGCGGCUAGAACUAGGCUUUGAGCAUAUGAUGAAAAAAUUCACCAGAGAAAAUAUGAGUGAAUGUAUUAAAAAUAGACAUUGUUUUCUACCUUACUGUUAGUUUUUAUUUAAAUAGAUAAAAUUGUGUGUGGCUUAUUAUCUAAUCGUAAUGUACAAGAUGUGUUAUGUAGAAUUCGUGCAAAAUUCUACAGUUAAAAAAUGAAAGGAAGAAAACCUAAAAAAGUUUAUAAAUAUAUAUUGUUUGGCACUGUAAUUUAUUGUUAAUAAUUUUGAUGGAUAAUGCACUUUGCACUUUACAGUAUUGUGUUCCAUUUUGUAUUACACAUAAGGGGCACCAAAGUCUUGAGUGCCUAGGCCCUAGGGCACCAAAUGGACAUGAUCUGCCCCAGGUUAAACCAAUGUGUGCACAUGGUAAAAUUAACUUAUAAACAGGGUUCUGAUUUAGUAACAAUAAUUUUCCUGAUUCUGUCCAAUUUCAUUAUAAUUUUAUCAUGUUUGAUUGACCAUGUCGGGAAAGUUGGUUAUAUUAUGAUAUAUCUAUGUAUAUUUUUAUACCACAUCGAUAGCUAUCUAUUGAUGAUACGUAAAUCAAAUUGCUUAUAUAUCGCUUGUUUUUGGUAAUAUUGUGAUGGCGAAUCUUGUUAAUAAAGCAGAGAGAGAGAGAGAGAAUUUGUUAUU
This is a messenger RNA of Styela clava, 1874 nucleotides long. RefSeq lists its product as uncharacterized. The record is from RefSeq and is a predicted model, not a curated record. NCBI's taxonomy places the organism in Eukaryota, Metazoa, Chordata, Ascidiacea, Stolidobranchia, Styelidae.